GGCUGCUGGGAGUCCCUUUCUGAGACGCUGAUCCCGACGAGACUCCCGAGUUGCGUGAGUGGCGGCUCUGCCUGUGCAAAGGGGUCCCGCGCUGGAGGGGUGCAUGGAGCCGGUCCAAGUCUUCCUGCGGGCUCGGAGUCCGGGAUCUCAUGUUCCCCUGCCGCCUUUUCCCAUGCAGGGGCCAAGUGGGAAGCAAAGGAGAGAAAUGUAAGCAGGAAAUCCCUCUGGAGACAAAGCCAGAUCACGUCUUUCACAAUUCAACCGGUCUUAUGUGGGAGACUGAAGCAGACAUCAUCUUAAGGACAGAGGAAGGAAUGCAGGAACAACCUUUACCACAUGAAGGAAUGGGAAAAGGUCCUUCGGCUGUUGAGUCUGGCAGCUGUGGGAAGAUCUGGGCAAGAACUGGUCAGAAGAUCUUGGAAAAAGAAACCAUCAUCCGUUCCGAAGUUCAGCCCUGGAAGUUCCGAAAUCUCCAAUACCAAGAGGCCGAAGGUCCCCGAGGACUUUGCAGUCGACUCCACAACUUUUGUACGCAAUGGUUGAGACCAGAAAAGCACACCAAGGCGCAGAUGCUGGAUCUGGUUGUUCUGGAGCAGCUUCUGGCCCUUCUGCCUCCAGAGAUGGAAAGCUGGGUGCGGGAGUGUGGAGCAGAGACCAGUUCCCAGGCGGUGGCCCUGGCGGAAGGCUUCCUCCUAAGCCAGGCCGAGGAGCAGAAGGAGCAGGUUGAGUUGCAAUCCUUCACUGUGGAGAUCAUAGACCCCAAGGCACAGAGGAAUUCGUCAAAACCCCUUCAGGACUUGUUUUUCAGUGGGAACUCUCAGGAAGAUCCAAGUCAGGAUACCUCAAGAGACAAGAUGACUGCAAAAAGAAAGACCUAUUCCAUCCAGUUCAGGAAAAGAAUUGUGGAGGACUCUUGGGGCAAGAAUCUUACGGCUUUCUGCAAAGAGAAGAAGUUGGAUCUCCGAAUGGUCCAAAAAUGGCGAGCAGAGUAUGAUAACCUCCGUCAACAGGUGGACAAGGGAAUUGCUAAGAAGCUGAAGUGUGGAUCAGGGAAGAAUGGAAGAAAGUUGACUCCGACUUAUGAUGGAGCCGAAACGGUAGCUGAAUCCAAAACUAAAGAGGUGGGUCUUGUGUUCUUUGAGGAAGUGGCUGUGUCUUUUUCUAAAGAGGAGUGGUCUCAGCUGGAUGCUGAGCAAAAAGUGCUGCAUUGGGAAGUCAUGCUGGAAAAUCAUAGGAACGUGGCCUCUUUGGGUAAUAAUGGGGAGGAAAAUGAAGAUACCGAGGAUCUAUUCCAAACGAUGAGUCGUAAAUACAGUACAAAGAAGCCUGCAAUUCAAAUGGAAGUCAAAAGCCAUGGGAGCAACCAGUCAAAGAAUUGGAAUCAGGAAAGUUCAUCUUCCACUCAAGCACCAAUGAAAGACUCUGUGGCUGGACAACAAAAAAUAAAGAACAAAUAUAUUGGAAAAUGUAUAAAACUAUUCAAAGAUAAAUUAGAUGUAAAUAAACGCUAUCAAACCCAAAUCAAAGAAGAAAAUUAUAUAUGUACAAAGAAUGGAGAAAAUUUCAAAAGGACGUUGCCACUUCCUCAUAGAGAUGCAUCCCUUAAAAGGAUCCACACAGGAGAAAGCCCAUGGAUGGAUUGUGGAAAGACUUUUGCUCAGAGCAGCCAACUUAUUUCCCAUCAAAGGAUCUGCGGAGGAAAGAAGACAUAUAAAUGCACAGAAUGUAGGAAAAGCUUUACUAAGGAUAGUGAACUUACAAGUCAUAAGAAGAUCCACACAGGGGAGAAGCCCUAUAAGUGCAUGGAGUGUGGAAAGAGUUUUAGGACGAACAGUCAACUUAUUUGCCACAGUAGGAUUCAUACAGGGGAGAAGCCAUAUAAGUGCAGGGAGUGUGGCAAAGCUUUUACUAGAAACAGUUAUCUUAGCUCCCACAAAAGGAUCCACACAGGGGAGAAGCCCUAUAGCUGCAUGGAAUGUGGAAAGAGCUUCACUAAAGGGUGGUCUCUUACCAGCCAUAAAAUGAUCCACACAGGGGAGAAGCCACAUAAGUGCACUGAGUGUGGAAAGAAUUUUGCCAGGAAAAAUCAACUUAUUUAUCAUAGUAAGAGUCAUACAGGGGAGAAGCUAUAUACAUGCAAGGAGUGUGGUGUGGGGUUUACUACAAAUAGUAAUCUUAACUCCCACAAAAGGAUCCACAUAGGGGUGAAACGUUAUAAAUGCACUGAAUGUGAAAAGAGCUUUCGUAAGAACAGUGAACUUAUUUACCAUAGUGGGAUUCAUACAGGGGAGAAGCCGUAUAAGUGCACCGAAUGUGAAAAGAGCUUUAGUAAGAACAGUGAACUUAUUUACCAUAGCGGGAUUCAUACAGGGGAGCGGCCAUAUAAGUGCACCGAGUGUGGAAAGAGCUUUACUAAGAAUAGUCAACUUAUUUAUCAUAGUAGGAUUCAUACAGGGGAGAAGCCAUAUAUAUGCAUGGAGUGUGGAAAGAGUUUUACUCGGAAAAGUCAACUUACUUGCCAUAGUAGAAUUCAUACAGGGGAGAAGCCAUAUACAUGCAUGGAGUGUGGAAAGAGUUUUAUUAGGAAAAGUCAACUUACCUGCCAUAGUAAGGUUCAUACAGGGGAGAAGCCGUAUAAAUGCAUGUAGUGUGGGAAGGAUUUUAUCACCAAUAGUUGUCUUAACUCCCACAAAAGGAUCCACAUGGGAAAAGCAUUAUAAAUUUGAGUGUGGAAAGAGUUUCACUAAGAACAAAAACCUUAUAUCCCAUUGAAGGACCCACAUGGGAGAAGCCCUAUAACUGUAUAGAAUAUCGAAAUACUUAUUGUUAGAGCAAUUAUCUUAAUUCAUAUAACAAGAUCCACAUGAAAAAGCCUUAUAAAUCUUUGAAAUUUGAAAAAAAAAUGCUUCAGGAGGAACAAUGACUGAAUUUUUCAUAUACGCAUUCAUUUGAAGAACAAUCCAUGCAAUUUAUAGGCUUAGUUGUUGAAAUACAAGUAUUUUUUACUUUGAUAGACUUAAUUUGGAAAGGAAGUUUUUUUAAAGUCGAACCUUCAAAAAUGUCAGCCCACGAGAGCUUAUUUUACCAACAGCAAGCAAACAAUCGUCAUGUGGUGUUUUAAUUAUGAAAAGUGGAUAUUUGAAGUUACUGUUAUUUGAUCUUCACCACUUUUAUUUCACCUGAAUAAGAGGAAAUACUUUUUUCUUCACAUUUCUUCACAUUCACAAUGCCUUCCAUUAAGGACCUGUAUACUGCACGAAUCAAGAAGAGGGCCGUGAAAAUAUUUACAGACCCCUCGCAUCCUGGACAUAAACUGUUUCAAUUCCUACCCUCAAAACGACGCUAUAGAGCACUGCACACCAGAACAACUAGAUACAAGAACAGUUUUUUCCCGAAGGCCAUCACUCUGCUAAACAAACAAUUCCAUCAACACUGUCAAACUAUUUACUGAAUCUGCACUAUUAUUAAUCGUCUCAUCGUUCCCAUCACCAGUCUCUUUCCACUUAUGACUGUAUGACUGUAACUUUGUUGCUGGCAAUCCUUAUGAUUUACAUUGAUAUAUUGACCAUCAAUUGUGCUGUAAAUGUUGUACCUUGAUGGAGGUAUCUUUUCUUUUAUGUACACUGAGCAUAUGCACCAAGACAAAUUCCUUGUGUGUCCAAUCACACUUGGCCAA
Molecule: messenger RNA, 3676 nt
Organism: Ahaetulla prasina
Lineage: Eukaryota; Metazoa; Chordata; Lepidosauria; Squamata; Colubridae
Product: zinc finger protein 331-like
Exons: 8
Coding region: 150-2648 (832 amino acids)
Biological process (GO): regulation of DNA-templated transcription
Source: RefSeq, a predicted model, not a curated record